Molecule: messenger RNA, 1011 nt
Organism: Microthlaspi erraticum
Lineage: Eukaryota; Viridiplantae; Streptophyta; Magnoliopsida; Brassicales; Brassicaceae
Source: the annotation of a GenBank genome assembly
AUGGAUGAUACAAUGCGAGGAAUCAACUCUGAAGAACAAAGUGUGCUAAUUUCACUGGAGAAUAUCAAAGACGACAAGUUGUUUCUCUUACAUUUCGUCAUAGGGACUUACUUCGGGCCAGAUUUAACAAAACAUCAUCAUCAUCAGCAGAAGAAGCAAUCAGCAUUUCAGAUGCAAGCAUCGAAUCUCCCGAAAACAGAUGAGCUAAGCGGCUCACUCAUCAAACGGGUUGAGCUCGAACGAGUCUACCACCACGUUCUCAAGAACGCAGAUCCAUCUCUCAUCGUAAAGCCGAGACCUUUAUGUAAAUACUUCAUCGGAAAACGGAACGAUUCAGUCAAGGAUAUGAGAAUCCCUCUCUUCUCGGAUCUUUUUCCGCCAGAGCUUCACCCUGAAAGCCGACUCGGGAAUCGGCAUAAGCUUCUCAAGAGCAUUGUGUUGAUCAACGAUCCAGAUACUUCUUGUAUGAGAGGAGACUGUGUUGCCCGGUUUAAGCGGCUAACCGGAUUGCAGAGCUUUGCUUUGAGCCUUGACACUGAUGUAGCUGAAACUGUUAUUAGCUCUGUUUCAAUCAAGGUUAAGGAUGAGAUUGACGAGAGCUUGGAACCGGCCAAAGAGGACAACGAAGAAAACAAUGUUGCUGGGGUUUGUGUAAGUGGGGCAAUAUGUGGAGCUGAGGCUGGACCGGCGAUGGGGCUGGUGGAUAUCGGUGAAUGCGCAGACGCUUAUCUCUUCCGUAUAGCGCUUCCUGGUGUGAAGAGAGAUGAAAGAUACUUUAGGUGUGAAGUAGAAGAGGAUGGGAAGGUACUGGUUAGAGGAGUGACUGUAACAGGGGAGAAGAGAGUGAACCGGUUUUGUCAAGUGUUUGAGAUGCAGACGCAGAAUCUCUGCCCGCCCGGUGAGUUUUCUGUCACGUUCCGGUUACCGGGUCCGGUCCAUCCGCAAGAGUUCACUGGCAGCUUUGGAACUGAUGGGAUUCUUGAAGGCAUCGUGUUGAAAAAGUUGGACUAG